Theileria annulata is the source of this 849-nucleotide messenger RNA. Its product is annotated as methylase-like protein, putative. The transcript has 8 exons. The record is from RefSeq and is a predicted model, not a curated record. Bases 1 to 849 code for a protein of 282 amino acids. Lineage: Eukaryota; Apicomplexa; Aconoidasida; Piroplasmida; Theileriidae. Gene Ontology annotation, biological process: methylation. Gene Ontology annotation, cellular component: eRF1 methyltransferase complex. Gene Ontology annotation, molecular function: protein methyltransferase activity; S-adenosylmethionine-dependent methyltransferase activity; nucleic acid binding.
AUGAUUUCAACAUUAGCAAAGAGUAAAAGUAAGUAUUUAGGCCGUUUAUGUUGUGGAUUCAUAGCAUUUCCAUUCCUAUACGAAUAUACAAAAGAAUUUUAUUGGACUCAGAGACUUAAAAAGUUGAAUAUGGAUGAAAUUAUCUCCGACAGAUUUACUUGGCUACACCAUUGCAUGAUUGUAUGUCAAUUAUUGAUUAAUUAUUCAUUUGUGUAUUCUGAAGAUUAUAAAAACAAUGUGUAUAUUCCAAGUGAAGAUACUUUCUUUUUCGUUGAUGUUAUAUCUAAAGAUUUCAAGAAUAUUUUAAAAUCAAAACCAAUUUUAAUAUUAGAAAUCGGAUCAGGAAGUGGUUACAUAUCAACAUACAUUUUAAACCUCUUCAAAUAUAACAAUGCUCAAGAGCAUAAUAUACCACUUUGUAUAUCAACUGAUAUAAAUAAAAUCGGAACAUUAAGCACAUCUAUGAUGAUUAAAUCAAAUAAAUUAGAAAGUUUCUCAGAAUGUGUUUGUAUGGACCUUUUCAAUAAUUUAAGACCCGUUGAAUUUGACUUUAUCUUUUUCAAUCCACCUUAUGUCGUUGGAACGGAUGAUGAUACUAGUGAUAUGAUUGAUAAGGCAUGGAAUGGAGGAAUUAACGGUUCUGAGACCAUAAUUAGGUUCAUCAACUCAGUUGACAAAUACAUUUCAUCUGGAGGAUUUGUGUAUUUGUUGGUUGAAAAGAGAAAUAAAAUAAAUGAAAUUCUAGAAUUAAUUAAAGAAAACGAGUUUCACUACAAAAUUAUUGGAACUAGGAAGGUUAUUGGUGAAGAACUAUCAAUAAUUAAGUUUUACAAAUCAACUAUAUCUUAA